Molecule: messenger RNA, 893 nt
Organism: Trichoderma reesei QM6a
Lineage: Eukaryota; Fungi; Ascomycota; Sordariomycetes; Hypocreales; Hypocreaceae
Exons: 4
Coding region: 126-728 (200 amino acids)
Source: RefSeq, a predicted model, not a curated record
UUCACUCUCUGCUCCACCGCCCUGCGAUACUGCCAUCAGCCACCAUCACUCCCCUUCGUCCGCUCUCUUUGGCCCUCUCAUUCUCCAGCUCUUCACCCUCAUAUAGCAACAGCAACAACAACAAAAUGGCGGCUCCCACAGAAUUGCGAUUCAAGAACCCUGCCAUCUUCAUCUGCGACAUGCAGGAGAAGUUUCGCAACGUCAUCUACGAAUUCGACAGCAUCGUAACCACCACCGUCAAACUCCUCACAUACGCCCAGUCCCUCUCCAUCCCCAUCCACACAACAACCCAAACCUCGGCCAAGCUCGGCCCAACCGUCCCGGCAAUCGCCUCCCUCCUCCCCUCCCCUCCCCACGACAAGACCAAAUUCUCCAUGCUCGUCCCCUCCAUCGCCGCCCAGCUCCCGCCCCAGUCCCGCGUCGCAAUCGUCGGCAUCGAGUCCCACAUCUGCAUCACCCAGACCGCCCUCGACCUCCGCGACGCUGGCCACUUCCCCUACGUCAUCGCCGACGGCGUCAGCUCCUGCAACAGCGCAGAGGUCGGCAUCGCCCUCGAUCGCCUGCGCAGCGAGCCCGGCAUCACCGUCUGCUCCUCCGAGGGCUGGAUGUACGAGUGCCUGGGCGAUGCGUCCCACCCGCUCUUCAAGGGGCUCAUUACCGUUGUCAAGAGCAAGCUGAGCGAAACUUCCAAGGUCCUGAGCGUGCUGCCGCCUGCUCCCAAGAUGUAGAUACUCAUCUGUCAGGCUUGGGAUCUCAAGUGUUUUGGCUCUGUUCUCAUCUUGCUCAGGCUCUUGGUUCGCUGGAUUCGUCUAGUUGUAUAUCUCAUCUUUUUCUCGUUUUGGGUUCAUAUAGAAGGCAGUGGAUAUCUUUGAACAAUACAUACAUACAUACAU